Molecule: messenger RNA, 1768 nt
Organism: Frankliniella occidentalis (western flower thrips)
Lineage: Eukaryota; Metazoa; Arthropoda; Insecta; Thysanoptera; Thripidae
Exons: 4
Coding region: 226-1470 (414 amino acids)
Biological process (GO): protein ubiquitination
Molecular function (GO): ubiquitin protein ligase activity
Source: RefSeq, a predicted model, not a curated record
UCAUCUCCUAGCGCAGAUGUAGUCUAGGUCAGUUGUAGUGCAGUGGCCACCCCACCCGUGCCCAGUGCCUGGCUUUGUAGUUAAACGGAACAGAGGUUAUCCGUCGUAAAUCCCUUCAUUGUUGAUUUUUUGAAUUUCUGACACAUUAGAGAUGCUGGUGUGAUACAAUCCCAUAUUAAUUUUAUUCAGUUUCCUGCAUAGUGAUAUACUCAUAGUAUAAUAAACAUGGAGGACGUUUUGCUUGAGUGCCAAGUGUGUUUCGAACGGUAUGAUUCGGAUUCGAGACGGCCGAAAAUACUUUCUUGCGGGCAUACGUUUUGUCUGUCAUGUCUGUGUGCAAGUGACAACAAAUGCUCUAACUGUCGUAUUCCUUUUAGAGGAUCACCCAUGAACCUUCCAGAUAAUUUUAUUCUAUUGUCAGCUACUGACAAUGCCCCUCCACCCAAAAAAAAAGCGUUUUGGUGUUUGGACUGUAAGAAAGGAGCAGAUGCUGAAUGUGAGGACAGUCACACAAUUUGCAGCAUGAAGAAGAUUAUCAGUGAACAGAUAGGGGAUCUGACUGAUACUGUCAAAGAACAACUUACUAAGGAAGAAAAGCUGUUGGCUCAACUUGUUGUCAAACUGGCAGCAGUAAAAGUUGCCAUGCGUAAUGCAAGUCCUGCUGCUGAGCGCGAGCUGACAGCUCAUAGUAUUGCAAUAGAGGAAAUUGGAAAGAUGAUCCAAAAUAUUCCAGACAUAGAAAACAAUCCUAAAGAUGAUUCUUUAGAAGAUUUGAAAACUCAACUGGCAACAUCAAAAGAUCGCUUACCUCUGUUAGAAAAGAAGACACAACUUCUAGACAUGCUGAAUGAUUGUGAGAUAACUGUGAGACCUACAGGCUCUGAGACUGAAUGGACUCUGAAGCUUAAAAUGACAUCAGAUGAAAUGUCUGAUGACCUUAAAGGAUUAUUUUACUUUCUCUACAAAAACAUUGGCUAUCAGCACUUUGAUUUUCCAGAAUCUGUAAGUCUCCCUUGUGCUGGGGGGGAUGUUGCUGCUCCUAUUCCAAGCACAGUUGCACCUUCUCCUAAUGGUACCUGCAUCGUCCAAGUUAGUCAGAAUUCGCGACUGCUUGGACAGGUUGCAAUAAGUGUUGUAGAUACACUUCCUCAGCAGAAAAAAGACCUCCUAAUUAAGGGUCUGAAUGGAAUUAAACUCUAUCCUAAAAUGGCUGGUGCCCUUACUGGGGCUUUGCGAACAGAUGUCUUUCUUCAUGGUAAUGGUGUCAAAUUGUCUAAGGGCUCAGUUUGUAUUGCUCGAUCCCCGCUUCAACCACUGUCUAUCUUUGUCCAAAAGCCUACAUCUGCUCCUAAAACAAUGACAUUUGUGUGGGGUAAAGUUGUAGAAAAUCUAGCACUAUUGGAAUCAAUUGUUAAUAAUUGGGGGGUGAACAAAGGCAUAGUAACUCUAAGUAGCCCCCGCUGGGCUUAACUUUGAAGUUUGAGUUACAUUCUAAUCAAUAUUUUAAAAUAUGCUUACAUCAAAUGUUAUUUCUUCACAUUGUUUUUAUAAUUGUACUAUUAUAAUAAUCAGUACAUAUAGUUAAGGGUUGAGAUCUUUUGCAGUGAAGAAGAUAAGAAAUUUGAAGUGAUCUGAUGUGUUACCCAGACUUAGUUUGUGGCUCAUGUGUAUGAGAAAUAUUGUCUCAUGUUAAUUAGAGAGUACAAUUGCUUGAACUUGCUUAUUAUACCACCAACCUUUUGUUGAAUCAUUAAAUGUCGAAAGGAAA